CGGAAGCCGGGCUGCGCGGCGCGGCAGUGUAGUGGCGGCUCGUGUACCCCCAGCGCGGACCCAAAGGGGCUCGGGCCGCUCGGGCCGGGAAUGGCGGCGGCGGCCGAGCCCGGGGCCCGCGCCUGGCUGGGCGACGGCUCCCCGCGCCCCGGCAGCCCGGCCUGCAGCCCCGUGCUGGGCGCAGGAGGCCGCGCGCGCCCGGGGCCGGGGCCGGGGCCGGGACCGGAGCGGGCAGGCGCCAGAGCCCCGGGCCCCGCUGCCGCGCCGGGACACAGCUUCCGGAAGGUGACGCUCACCAAGCCCACCUUCUGCCACCUCUGCUCCGACUUCAUCUGGGGGCUGGCCGGCUUCCUGUGCGACGUCUGCAAUUUCAUGUCUCAUGAGAAGUGCCUGAAGCAUGUGAGGAUCCCGUGCACGAGUAUGGCACCCAGCCUGGUCCGGGUUCCUGUGGCCCACUGCUUCGGCCCCCGGGGGCUCCACAAGCGCAAGUUCUGUGCUGUCUGCCGCAAGGUCCUGGAGGCGCCUGCGCUCCACUGCGAAGUGUGUGAGCUGCACCUCCACCCAGACUGUGUGCCCUUCGCCUGCAGUGACUGCCGCCAGUGCCACCAGGAUGGGCACCAGGACCACGACACCCAUCACCACCACUGGCGGGAGGGGAACCUGCCCUCGGGAGCGCGCUGCGAGGUCUGCAGGAAGACGUGCGGCUCCUCUGACGUGCUGGCUGGCAUGCGCUGCGAGUGGUGCGGGGUCCAGGCGCACUCCGUCUGCUCCGCGGCGCUGGCUCCCGAGUGUGGCUUCGGGCGUCUGCGCUCCCUGGUCCUGCCCCCCGCGUGCGUGCGCCUUCUGCCCGGCGGCUUCAGCAAGAUGCAGAGCUUCCGCAUCGUGGAGGCAGCGGAGCCGGGCGAGGGGGGCGACGGCGCCGACGGGAGCGCUGCCGUGGGUCCAGGCAGAGAGACACAGGCAACUCCGGAGUCCGGGAAGCAAACGCUGAAGAUCUUUGAUGGCGACGACGCGGUGAGGAGAAGCCAGUUCCGCCUCAUCACUGUGUCCCGCCUGGCCGGUGCCGAGGAGGUGCUGGAGACCGCACUGCGGGCCCACCACAUCCCGGAGGACCCUGGCCACCUGGAGCUGUGCCGGCUGCCCCCUUCCUCUCAGGCCUGUGAUGCCUGGGCUAGGGGCAAGGCCGGGAGUGCUGUGAUCUCGGAGGAAGGCAGAAGCCCCGGGUCCGGCGAGGCCACGCCAGAGGCCUGGGUCAUCCGGGCUCUGCCGCGGGCCCAGGAGGUCCUGAAGAUCUACCCUGGCUGGCUCAAGGUGGGCGUGGCCUACGUGUCCGUGCGAGUGACCCCGAAGAGCACGGCCCGCUCUGUGGUGCUGGAGGUCCUGCCGCUGCUCGGCCGCCAGGCCGAGGGUCCCGAGAGCUUCCAGCUGGUGGAGGUGGCGAUGGGCUGCAGGCACGUCCAGCGGACGGUGCUGAUGGAUGAACAGCCCCUGCUGGACUGGCUACAGGACAUCCGGCAGAUGUCCGUGCGGCAGGUGAGCCAGACGCGGUUCUACGUGGCAGAGAGCAGGGAUGUAGCCCCGCACGUCUCCCUGUUUGUUGGUGGCCUGCCUCCCGGCCUGUCCCCCGAGGAGUACAGCAGCCUGCUGCAUGAGGCCAUGGCUACCAAAGCCACCGUGGUGUCCGUGAGUCACGUCUACUCCUCCCAAGGUGCGGUAGUGCUGGACGUCGCCUGCUUUGCGGAGGCCGAGCGGCUGUAUGUGCUGCUGAAGGACAUUGCUGUGCGGGGCCGGCUGCUCACUGCCCUGGUGCUCCCCGACCUGCUGCACGCGAAGCUGCCCCCAGACAGCUGUCCCCUUCUUGUGUUCGUGAACCCCAAGAGUGGAGGCCUCAAGGGCCGAGACCUGCUCUGCAGCUUCCGGAAGCUACUGAACCCUCACCAGGUCUUCGACCUGACCAAUGGGGGUCCUCUUCCUGGGCUCCACCUGUUCUCCCAGGUGCCCUGCUUCCGGGUGCUGGUGUGUGGUGGCGAUGGCACCGUGGGCUGGGUGCUCGGCGCCCUGGAGGAGACACGGUACCGACUGGCCUGCCCGGAGCCUUCUGUGGCCAUCCUGCCCCUGGGCACAGGGAAUGAUCUUGGUCGAGUCCUCCGCUGGGGGGCAGGCUACAGCGGCGAGGACCCGUUCUCCAUACUGCUGUCCGUGGACGAGGCCGACGCCGUGCUCGUGGACCGCUGGACCAUCCUGCUGGAUGCCCACGAGGCUGUCAGUGCAGAGAACGGCCCGGCAGACGCAGAGCCCCCCAAGAUCGUGCAGAUGAGUAACUACUGUGGCAUUGGCAUCGACGCAGAGCUGAGCCUGGACUUCCACCAGGCACGGGAAGAGGAGCCUGGCAAGUUCACAAGCAGGCUGCACAACAAGGGUGUGUACGUACGGGUGGGGCUGCAGAAGAUCAGUCACUCUCGGAGCCUGCACAAGCAGAUCCGGCUGCAGGUGGAGCGGCAGGAGGUGGAGCUGCCCAGUAUUGAAGGCCUCAUCUUCAUCAACAUCCCCAGCUGGGGCUCGGGGGCCGACCUGUGGGGCUCUGACAGCGACGCCAGGUUUGAGAAGCCGCGCAUGGACGACGGGCUACUGGAGGUGGUGGGCGUGACGGGCGUCGUGCACAUGGGCCAGGUCCAGGGUGGGCUGCGCUCCGGAAUCCGGAUUGCCCAGGGUUCCUACUUCCGAGUCACGCUCCUCAAGGCCACCCCGGUGCAGGUGGACGGGGAGCCCUGGGUCCAGGCCCCAGGGCACAUGAUCAUCUCAGCUGCUGGCCCUAAGGUACGUGGGGUGAGGCUGGAGAGCCAGGGGAGGUGGGCCGGGCUGGGCCGGCCAUGGGAGUGGCUGCUGGUACCCAGGUGGUGCUGGCAUGGCCGGCUGCGGCCAGGGAGCACUGACUCCGGGAGGGAGCCUGCCUCAGAGGAGGGCUGUGCCAGCGGUCAGGCGGGCCACAGAUGGCACAGGGAGCAGCCAGACAGGUCCCUCCCCUUCCGUGAAAUGGGGCUGAGAUGGCAUCAGCUGCCCAGGGCCCCAGGACUGGGGGCUGCCCGUGUACCGUUCUUCCAUCGGCCAUGUCACUCUGGUCCUGUGUCCCCUGCCCUGGGACAGGUCCACAUGCUGAGGAAGGCCAAGCAGAAGCCGAGGAGGACCGGGACCACCAGGGAUGCCCGGGUGGAUGCUGCGCCUGCCCCUGAGGGCGAGCCUAGGUAGGGGUGGCUGGGCAGCCCAGGGGCUCGAGCCAUCUCUGCCCCCGCCAGCCUUGUUUUCAGGUGGUCUGGAGGCAGCUGCACGUCCACACAGUGGCCGGCCCUGUGGUCGGACCUGACGACAGCCCUGACCGCAGCAUCUUCCCGGGGACGGAGUGGGACCAGCCCUCAUCCCAUUGGUGACACAUGUUGGUGUCACAGCCCUCAUCCCACUGGAGACUGCUGGGCGGGUGGCAGUGUUUCCCCGUGUCCCAGGUGGGCACAGGGCUCUAGGUGGCGAGCCCUCCGCCCUGUGGGGGCCUGGUCCUCUCCUCAGGGGUGGGCACUCAUCCCUCCAUCUCUCUCCCCACCGAGCCCCUUGAGCUGGAUGGUGCUGGACGCAGGCCGUCCAGGUGGAUCUGACCUCACUUUGUGCCCCUCGGGCCGUCCCCCUGGCCAGUCAGAGCAGCAGGCUCCCUGGUCUGUCCCUGCCCCAGCAGACACAGGCUGCCAGCACCUCCAGCCUCACCUCCCCACCCCGGGCAGCAGGUGUGGGCAGUCCCUGGUGGGCAGCGUGUCAGGCUGCCGGGUGGUGGUGAUUGGUGACUUCUUUGUGUUCGGGGAAGGGAGAAGGUGCCUUCCCUUGUUUUCUGGCCUUGUUAUAUACAGAUGGCAGCUUGGACCCCAGGUACAGCUCCAGGGGCAGGCAGUGCCCAGCUGGACCUGGUGGCCCUUUCCUAGUGCCUCUGCUGGGGGAGGAGAACCUCUGUCCAUGUGGAGGCUAGGUGGUCUCAGGUGCUGCCACCAGAGUGUGGGCCAGGCCCGAGUGUCUGCCCCUCGGCCCUCAGGGUGCGGCAUUUAGCACCCAGAAGGGACCAAAAGCAGGGCAUGGCGGCGCAGAGGAGUUUGUGGAGGUGUAAACAGCCCCAUGCAUGUGGAGGAGGAGCUGGCUUUCAGCCCCAGACCCCACGCUAGCACUUUCCACGCUGCUUGCCCGCUGUUGACGUGCAGUUCCCAGUGCCUGUGUGAGCUGACAUCUGCUCGGUCCUAUCCCUCGUCAGUGUGUGGAGACCCAGCUCCUGCAGCGCCCCUGCUCCCACGCCCCCAGACAGCUUGGUGGAGGGUCCUGCAUCUGGGCCAGGCUGGGGUGCACCCAGCCAAAGACAAAGCUGCCUCCACGUGCCCAAGGAUUCAGAUGGCGCACUGGCCCCAGGAGGAGUCUGACCAAAAAUGGAGCCAGCUCUGUGGGAAGCCCCAACUCCCCCCAUAAGAAACGGUCCCAUGGUGUGGAUCUCCCCCUUCCCUUGUGGGGCACAGCUGGCCUGGGCCUCUGAUUCUGCGGAGCUUUCCUGGGUGUGGCUGUGACCUCAGAAGUGGCUCUGGUUUGGCCUCAGGAGUGUGUGGUCUGGCCCAGCCUGCUGCAGCCUCCUGGGGGGCCCUUGGUGCCACUAAUCCCCCGACCCCCCGCUUCUGCCAGAACUGCACAGACGCAUGCAUUGUAAGGCCGCUUGCGGCCUCCAGUGUGCACUCGUUUACGUCGUCAUCUUCAAGACCAGUCCUUCGUGAUUAGUUUUGCUUCGCGAGCCCUGGUGUGGACUGUGGUCUGUAUGAAUCGUGUGUAACUGUGGUGAGGGGCUAGUCCUGUAUGUGAGUCUGUACCCAGGUGGGGUCUGUGCCCUGCACACCGGGCCCCUCUAUUUAUCGCUGCCUGAAUGCAACAGUAAUUUAUAUCCAGGACAAAUACAGUCUGGGCGUCACUAUCCUA
Molecule: messenger RNA, 4986 nt
Organism: Pongo pygmaeus (Bornean orangutan)
Lineage: Eukaryota; Metazoa; Chordata; Mammalia; Primates; Hominidae
Gene: DGKQ
Product: diacylglycerol kinase theta
Exons: 22
Coding region: 91-3246 (1051 amino acids)
Biological process (GO): phospholipase C-activating G protein-coupled receptor signaling pathway
Cellular component (GO): membrane
Molecular function (GO): ATP-dependent diacylglycerol kinase activity
Source: RefSeq, a predicted model, not a curated record